This is a messenger RNA of Carya illinoinensis, 1351 nucleotides long. RefSeq lists its product as uncharacterized. The record is from RefSeq and is a predicted model, not a curated record. NCBI's taxonomy places the organism in Eukaryota, Viridiplantae, Streptophyta, Magnoliopsida, Fagales, Juglandaceae. The transcript is spliced from 3 exons. The coding region runs from base 96 to 1202 and encodes 368 amino acids.
UUUUGAGAGAGAGAGAGAAAUACGUUUUUUGUUCAAGUCUUUUUUUUGUUUAAUUACUCUCUACCUAGUUUCUCUCUAUGUGAAAGUACUUAUUCAUGAGGAGGCUUUGCCCAAAUAUUGAUCGAGAAGAUGGCCUCGAGACUGUUCUUGAGGUCCCAAUACCAGAAGAAAUGUUCACAAGCAUGGGGACUAACCUGGGGUUACGGUGUCAGAACAUGUUGACGUGGAUGAAAGCUCAAACCUCGGACAAAUGGUCAUCGCCGGUCAUUGCCGGACGUUUUAACGAGCUACGUUUCUUGUUGUACCUUGUCGGGUCCCCACUUAUACCCCUUCAAGUCCAACUCGGCCACUCAAUCCACCGACCUGUCAAAGAUUGUUCCAUUGAAGCUUCAACGGCCAAAUAUAUUGUGCAACAGUAUACAGCAGCAACGGGAGGCCAACUGGCAUUAAACUCAGUGCACAGCAUGUGUGUGACCGGGCAAGUGAAGUUUAAAACAUCGAGUUUUCACAGAGGAAACGAGAGAAUAGAGUUGAAAAAGUGCACUGAAGAGGCUGGUGGAUUUGUGCUUUGGCAAAAAAAUCCAGACUUGUGGUGCUUGGAACUUCUUGUUUCGGGUUGCAAAGUGAGUUGCGGUAGUAAUGGAAAGAUUUCAUGGCGCCACUCCUCCAAUCAACAAACACCCAUUUCUAAAGGUCCUCCUAGACCCUUACGCCGUUUUCUACAGGGUCUUGAUCCGAGGGCCACAGCCAACCUAUUCAUCGAUGCAAUGUGCAUCGGGGAGAGACUGAUAAAUGAUGACGACUGCUUCAUUCUAAAGCUAGAGACAAGCCCCACCAUCCGUGAGGCUCAAAGUGGCCCAAACUACGAUGUCAUCCACCACACUAUAUGGGGUUACUUCAGCCAGCGCUCGGGGCUCUUGAUUCAGUUUGAGGACUCGAGGUUGCUACGGAUGAAAACUCAAGUAGGGCAUGAGGAUGUGUUCUGGGAGACGAGCACAGAGUCAGUGAUGGAGGAUUACAAGUAUGUUGAUGGUGUAAACAUUGCUCACAGCGGCAAGACCAGCGUCACAAUUUUUAGAUAUGGAGAGCAAUCAGCUAACCACAAGAGGGAGCUCGAAGAGAGAUGGAAGAUUGAAGAUGUCGAUUUCAAUUUGUGGGGUUUGACAAUGGAAAGCUUUUUGCCUCCUGCAGACCUAGAAUAAAGAAAUCAAAUAGUUGAGAGAUCAAUACCCUUGCUAGAUAAAGUUGGAAUUCUUAUAAAUGGAGUAAUUAAGGAGUAUUAAUUAAGGUAAAGUGAAAUGAUUUGUACAGUUUAAGAUAUGCAAAUCUUGCACAUUUUAUUUGAAAGCAA